AUGACCAAUAAUGGUAACACUAAAAUGCGCAUCAAGAGUUUUCCAGUUUCUCUCAAUGAGCAACAUAUCACUCAAACUUGGGAGAAGUUAAGAGCGGCCAUUCUGGAGAUUCAAAAGAUGAAUAAUACUGGAUUAAGUUUUGAGGAACUUUAUCGGAACGCAUAUACGCUUGUCCUGCAAAAGCAUGGUGACCUGCUCUAUAACGGGACCAAGCAGGUUGUAAUGCAGCAUAUGUUAAGAAUUCGUGAAUCAGUCGUUGAAAAUCUCAACAACAAGUUUCUUUCCUUCCUGAACAGUUGCUGGAAAGAUCAUCAAACAGCCAUGCCAAUGAUUCGUGAUAUUCUACUCUACAUGGAUCGUAUUUACGUAAUACAAAAAAAGGUGGAUAAUGUUUAUAAAAUGGGUAUGGUGAUGUUCUGUCAGUUCGUUGUUCGUUAUGGUGUGAUAAAAGAGCAUCUUCAGAAAACGUUGCUCGAUAUGGUGAAGCGGGAACGCCAGGGCGAGUUAAUUUCUCGUCCACAGAUUCGUGAUGCCUGUCAGAUGCUCGUUCAGCUCGGGGUCGGCUCAUUAGAUGUCUAUCAGGAGGAUUUUGAACAACCUUUUCUGCGACAAACUCGGGACUUUUACGUGGCCGAAAGUGAGGCCUUUCUGGCUCAAAAUCCGUCUGCGAUUCUCUACAUCAAUAAAGUAGAACAGCGCAUAGAGGAGGAGAUUGCUCGCGUCUACCACUACUUGGAUUCUUCAACAGGUCCGAAGCUUGUUAAGGUGCUCGAGCAGGAGCUGAUUAGUCGUCACAUCAGCACCAUCGUAAAUAUGGAGAACUCAGGUCUCACCUAUCUCCUGGCAAACGAACGUUAUGAUGACAUUAAGACUAUGCACAAGGUUCUUUCGCGUGUACCCGAGGGUCCUAAAGCCAUGAGCCUGUGUAUUAGCGCUUUUGUCCGCGAACGCGGGCAGAAUAUUGUUCGUGAUACAGGUAGCAACAACCCACUGCAGUACAUCCAGGACCUACUUCAACUGCGUAGUCGUUGUGACGACAUACUAAACGCCCUUAAUCGUCAGGCUAUCUUUCGCAGCCAACUGAAUGGGGACUUUGAAUUCUUCAUUAACAGGAAUCCUAAGUCGGCUGAGUUUCUCUCUCUCUUCAUCGAUGAGAAACUACGACGUGGUUUUAAGGGGAUGAGCGACCAUGAUGUUGAUGUCAUCUUCGAUCAGUGUACCGUACUCUUUCGCUAUUUACAGGAGAAGGACAUAUUUGAGCGGUACUACAAGCAACACUUGGCCAAACGUCUGUUGCUAGGUAAAUGUCAGUCAGAUGACCAGGAGAAGAGCAUGAUUGCCAAGCUCAUGGCAGAGUGUGGUGGUCUCUUCACGAGCAAACUGGAGGGCAUGUUUAAGGACAUGACUGUUUCGAAGUCUCUAAUGGAGGAGUUUAUCCUUUCCACCGCAAACACACCGCUCAACUUGGAUCUUUAUGUUCGUGUACUAACAAUCGGCCUAUGGCCAACUCAAACUACAAGUCCUCGAGUAUCGCUCCCCGCGGAUGCCGUCGAUGCUUUCAAUGUCUACUCAAACUUCUACUUAAGCAAGCAUACCGGCCGAAAGAUAAGUUUGCAUUCAAACUUGGGUCAUGCGGAGUUGUUAGCCCUCUUCAACGGUCCUGUUAUUGCGAAUGAGGAGACUCCAUCGCAACUUGAGGUGGCACCCGGGUCCCUCCCCUCCUCACUUCGCUUCUCCGCCUCGUCCUCUUCGGGUGGCGCUAUCAGUGGACUGCCAGGCAGUCCUGGAGUCUCUGACUCUCUCGAUAACCCCAGUGCUGGCAGGGGCUCUUCGAAUCGGAAGUAUAUCCUUCAGGUGUCUACCUUUCAGAUGGUCAUUCUGAUGCUUUUCAACCAACGCAGCCGAUACACAUUUGGAGAGUUGCUUGCAGAAUCGGGCAUUCCUGAACGUGACCUGAUGCGCAACUUGACGGCGCUGUGUUUAAGCAAAUCCACUCAGCGCAUCCUUUGCAAGGAGCCCAAAAGCAAGGAAAUUGAACCCACUGAUGUCUUCUCUGUCAACAACUCGUUUUUCUCGCGUCACUAUAAGAUUAAGGUGCAGAAUAUGUCGGUACGCGAAAGCGAGCCAGAGCGUCAAGAGACGCGAACGCGAGUGGAUGAGAACCGUCGGUAUGUGAUCGAGGCGACCAUAGUGAGGGUGAUGAAGAUGCGCAAGACUAUGGAGCACAACCAGUUGCUGGCUGAAGUUAUGGAGCACCUCAAGUCGCGCUUCCGCCCUACUCCGCUGGCCAUCAAGCAGCGCAUUGAGGCUCUCAUCGACCGUGAGUUCAUCGCGCGUUCCGAGACCGACCGAAAAGUGUACAAAUACCUCGCGUGA
Molecule: messenger RNA, 2376 nt
Organism: Hydatigera taeniaeformis
Lineage: Eukaryota; Metazoa; Platyhelminthes; Cestoda; Cyclophyllidea; Taeniidae
Source: the annotation of a GenBank genome assembly